This is a messenger RNA of Heteronotia binoei (common prickly gecko), 975 nucleotides long. RefSeq names its product olfactory receptor 10A7-like. The record is from RefSeq and is a predicted model, not a curated record. Lineage: Eukaryota; Metazoa; Chordata; Lepidosauria; Squamata; Gekkonidae. Gene Ontology annotation, cellular component: membrane. Gene Ontology annotation, biological process: G protein-coupled receptor signaling pathway. The coding region runs from base 1 to 975 and encodes 324 amino acids. Gene Ontology annotation, molecular function: olfactory receptor activity; G protein-coupled receptor activity. The transcript has a single exon.
AUGAAGAAAAUCAUUUCACCAAAACCAACCAACUUUACCGGAGUGACUGAAUUUGUCCUUCUGGGUUUAACCAAUCAUCUUGAACUGCAGGUGUUGUUGUUCAUUGUAUUUCUCUUGGUAUACAUAAUCAUAAUGGUGGGUAAUUUGCUAAUUUUCAUUAUGAUCCUUGUAGACCCAUCUCUUUACACACCAAUGUAUUUCUUUCUCAAGGUUCUCUCCUUCUUGGACAUCUGCUACUCUUCAGUUACCCUCCCCAAAAUGCUAGUGAAUUUCCUGUCUGAGGACAAGAGAAUUUCCUAUAUUGGCUGUGCUACUCAAAUGUUCUUCCUGCUUUUCCUAGGGGCUUCAGAAUGCUUCCUCUUGGCAGCUAUGGCCUAUGAUCGGUAUGUAGCCAUAUGCAAACCACUGAUGUACAUGACCAUCAUGAACGAGAAAUUUUGCCUUUCACUAACAGUUCUGUCAUGGUUCUUUGGCAAUUUGGUAUCUUUGCUUCAGACAGUUUGGGUUUUUACUCUGCCAUUUUGUGGAUCAGAUAAAAUCAACUAUUUUUUCUGUGAUAUACCGCCCCUCAUCAAACUUUCUUGCAUUGACACUUCUUCAUAUGAGAUGCAGCUCUUUACAGCAACAAUCCUAGUUAUUUUGACACCCUUUUCCUUCAUUGUUGUGUCCUACCUUCUGAUUAUUUACAACAUUUUAAAAAUGGCAACAGUGGAAGGCCGUCAGAAAGCCUUCUCCACCUGCUCUUCACAUCUCUUGGUGGUGACUUUGUACUAUGGGAGUGGCAGCUUGGUCUACCUAAAGCCCAAAUCCAUUCAUUCACAGGACAGUAACAAAGUGUUGGCUUUGAUGUACACUGUCAUCACCCCCAUGUUGAACCCAAUUAUUUACAGUCUAAGGAACAAAGAGAUCAGUGAGGCAAUGAAGAGGAUGGUGAACAAGGCAAAGAAUCGAAAAAUACUUUUCCAUGGGACAUAG